This is a messenger RNA of Vicia villosa (hairy vetch), 2027 nucleotides long. Its product is annotated as RING-H2 finger protein ATL74-like. NCBI's taxonomy places the organism in Eukaryota, Viridiplantae, Streptophyta, Magnoliopsida, Fabales, Fabaceae. The record is from RefSeq and is a predicted model, not a curated record. The transcript has a single exon. Gene Ontology annotation, molecular function: transferase activity. Gene Ontology annotation, biological process: protein ubiquitination. The coding region runs from base 440 to 1027 and encodes 195 amino acids.
AUGAGAAUAAAAAUGAAUGAAGGGAAAGGAUUACAUUUAUGGUUGAGUGGAGGAGUGGGGGGAGGAUUUGGUGCUGAGAAUAAGUGCUUCUUUAAUUAAGCUGUUUUUGAUUAGGUGGGAUCAGGUGCAAUAAUUUCUUCCCUACCCUGAAUUCAUGUCACUUAUCAAUACUAUACUAUCUCACUUCAAUAAUACAUGAAAGGAGACAACAAAGUAGUUGUCCUUCUUUCAUUUCCUAACAUAAAUAUCUAUGUCAUGUUUUCCUAUGGAAUCUUGUCUAUCAAACUUACAACCACAAAACACUUCAACACAACCACAUCUUAUCUGCCACAAGAAUUCUGAGUUUUGCUAUUGAAAAUAGUUCUAAUCGACCUCAAGUUCGCUACACUGUUUUUUUUUUUUUUUACGAGGUAUAGUCCGUUUUGGAUCAGAAUCCACAAUGGCUGCCCGCCUUCACCGUCUAUUGCUCGACGCGGAUUCAACCUCAACAUCAACAAGUGACAUGAAUAGGCCAAGAGAGUCAUUCACAGCCACAGGUGAUUCGAAUUUUGACACCAACAUGGUGUUUAUCUUAGCAGCUUUACUUUGUGCACUUAUUUUUGCAUUAGGCCUUAACUCAAUUGUGAGGUGUGCUCUAAGAUGUAGUCACAGAUAUGCUUUCGAGACACCGGAUGAAACAAUUGCUCGUUUAGCUUCAAAGGGUUUGAAGAAGAGUGCGUUGCGUAAGAUCCCUAUAACUGUUUAUGGUUCAGGAGGUAGUGCUAAUUCUAGUACUAGUUUUGCAGCUACUGAAUGUCCAAUUUGUCUUGGGGAGUUUGUGGAUGGAGAGAAAGUUAGAGUGUUGCCAAAAUGUAACCAUGGAUUUCAUGUAAGGUGUAUAGAUAAAUGGCUGCUUUCACACUCCUCUUGUCCUACUUGUAGACAGUCUUUGAUUGAGUAUCCAAAUCCAAGUAGUUCUUCUGAAGGUUCAUCUGUAGUUGUGAAUGUUGUUCCUGUGGCUGCAGGAACCACAAACCAACGGCUUUAACUCAACGUCCAUGGUCGCAUUGGCUUGAUAUUGCGUAGAAUCACGAUUAAAUGUAAUAGGCUUAAUUGCGGUUUGUUGCAGUUGCAGAGAUAUCAAUAACCUAGAUUGUGUUCAUAGACUUUUUUUCGGAACCUCGGUUUGUAGCCUUGAAGGUAUAACAUAAAAUCUUUUGAAUGUUUGUUGUCUGUAAAUAGAUUGGAAAGAUACUUUUGAAUGUCUAGAUGAAACUUGGUUAAAUUUCAGAACUAAUUAAGUAGUAAAUUGUGUACUAAACUUUUUUUUUCCCGUUGUUGUCUUAAAAUUUUGAUAUAUUGUCGUAAAUAUAUUAUCUGAUAUGAGACUCUUAACAUGUCGCGGUGACACCAGUUAAAACUGAGACUCUUAACAUGUCGCGGUGACACCAGUUAAAACUACGUAACACUUUUCUUUAUUCUUGGUGGCACCAGUUAAAACUUUGAAACACUUUUCUUUAUUCUUUCAUAUAUUUUCUCUUGUCAAUUAAGCAAAAGCUAAAUUCAGAUGCUUUCUUGAAGGGAAAUAUGAGUACAAGAGCGUAUAAAACACCAAGUAGUCAUGAUUGUUACUUUGUUCUCACAUAAUGGAAUCUCAAUGUUUCUUCAUGUGCUGUAGCUAAUAUAUCCUUUGUGGGUUCCUUAGGCCCCACAGUCUAGGGGAAAGUUCAAUCCAGCACUACCUGUGAUUGUGAAUAUGAACCAAGUAUUGAGAAUUGAGGAGAGCCUGCAGCUUGUUGAGUUUGACAUUUUUUUAGGCAUUAUUCCAAAUGGACCACUGAUUACCAAUGUUGCAUAUUUUCUUCUUUUAUUUUGCUUUUGUUUGUUUUUUUUAUUCAUAAUCACCACUACAGAAAAACUAAGCAUGUGAAGAGAGGUAUGAGAAUGUGGGCUAGGGUAGCUGGCAUGUGAACAAAUAUGAAGUUUGAACUUUGAAAUGUGGAUAAUAGGACAUACAAAGAAAACAAAUACAUAACAUGGUUUGAAGU